Seriola aureovittata is the source of this 4075-nucleotide messenger RNA. It is a transcript of the gene znf341, whose product is annotated as zinc finger protein 341. NCBI's taxonomy places the organism in Eukaryota, Metazoa, Chordata, Actinopteri, Carangiformes, Carangidae. The transcript has 16 exons. The coding region runs from base 24 to 2846 and encodes 940 amino acids. The record is from RefSeq and is a predicted model, not a curated record.
UCGCGCAGCUGGAGAGCUACAAGAUGGCGCAGGCAAUAUUUGAAGUGCUUGAAGGGAUGGACAACCAGACAGUGUUGGCGGUCCAGUCUCUGCUGGAUGGCCAAGGCGGAGUUCCUGACCCAAACAACCAGAACGUCUCUGGCACACCCACUAUCCAGUCUAUGGACGACGAGGACGUCUUCCUGUGUGGGAAGUGUAAAAAACAGUUUAACUCUUUGCCAGCCUUCAUGACACACAAGAGGGAGCAGUGCCAGUCUAGCGCCCCCUCCCUGUCCACAGUGUCCUUGGCCUCCACCAACGUCUACACGCCCGUCCCGUCAAUCAGCUCCGGACCACAGACUCCUGCCAACAGACAGGUGUCCACCUACAUCACAGUCCCUCCCUCCCCUCUGACACACACUCUGGUCCAAGGCAACGUGCUGGUCAGUGACGACGUUCUCAUGUCGGCCAUCUCAGCCUUCACCUCCAUCGACCAGCCCAUGGCCGCCAUGCAGACGCCCAUUCAGAGUAACCUGAGCAUGCACACAGCCGGCGUAUCUUACCUUCAGCACCAUCACCACCACCACCAUCAUCAUCAUCACCAUCAACAGCAACAGACUCAGUCGUCCCACCCCCUGCCCUCCAGCCAAACACCGGCCCACCCCCUGCCAGCCGGCCAGCCUUCCCAGCAGCCGCUCUCUUCUCAAGUCCCAGCGAGCCACAGCAACUCAGUGGUCCAGGUGUACAGCGCCAUGCCCCAUAUGGCUGGGGUUGGUGGUGGUGGUGGUGGUGGUGGUGGUGCAGAGAUCCACACGCUGGGUCUGCAGCCCUUCCAUCCUGUACAAGUGCCCAGUCAGUGUGUGGAGAGCCAGUCAUUCACCACCCCUCCUGUCUACAGCCCCGGGAAGCAGGGCACCAAAACAAAGACCUGCAGCAUCACCACCAACCUGACGGAGCUGGGCGAUUUCGAAAAGGUCAUCAUUCCCAAACGUCCGAGGAGCAACAAGAAGAGCCCCGACGGAGCAACAGCCGAGCAGCUGAAAGGAAAAGGUCCGAAGCUGAAGUGUAAUUUCUGCGACAAAAUCUUCGCGAAAAACUUUGAUCUCCAGCAGCACAUCCGAAGCCACACGGGGGAGAAACCCUUUCAGUGUAUCGUCUGUGGAAGAGCCUUUGCCCAAAAGUCCAACGUGAAGAAACACAUGCAGACGCACAAGGUAUGGCCUAUGGGUGUGGCCAGCACAGUGUCAAGAUUACCAGUCACAGUGAAGGUAGUGCCAGUGUCGUCCAAUGAGGAGGAGGGAGGCGGGGAGCAGCAGCAGCAGCAAGGUGAACAGGAGGAGGAGGGGUCUCAGCAGCAGACCAGUCAAACACAAGCAGAGGAAGCAGCAGCUCAAACAGAAGCCGCGGGGGAUUUGGAGGAGAGUGCGACUGAGGCUCGGGCUGAUCAGGAGGGAAGCCAAGCUGGGGAGAACGCUUUGCAGAACGGGCAUCCUCAGGCACAGAUGCAGUUGCCGUCCAACCAGAGCCAACAGUGCCAAGCUCCGACCAAACAGAUCGUCGUGAUCGACAGCUCCUACCAGUGCCAGUUCUGCGCCAACAAGUUCAAGACCUACUUCCAGCUCAAGUCGCACCUGACCCAGCACAAAGGGGAGCAGGUUUACAAGUGUGUGCUGAAGUCCUGCUCCCAGACUUUCCAGAAGCUGGAUCAGUUUCUGGAGCACAUCAGGACGCACCAGGAGCAGCUGACCUACCGCUGCCACCUCUGCAGCAAGGUGUUCCCCUCGCUGUUCGAACUGGGCGUCCACCAGUACUCCCACUGCUUCUGCCCGCAGCAGAACACACGCAAGGAAACCACCGUCUACAGGUGUGUGAAGUGUCAGAGCAGAUAUUCUACCCAUGAGGCUCUGGAACAACAUCUACUCACUGCCUCACACAACUUCCCCUGUCCACACUGCCAAAAGGUUUUCCCGUGUGAAAGGUACUUCAGACGCCACCUCCCCACUCAUGGCACCGGAGGGAGGUUCAAGUGUCAGAUCUGUAAGAAGGCCUUCAAGACAGAGCACUACCUCAAACUCCACACACGCAUUCAUUCAGGUGAAAAGCCAUACAAAUGCUCCCUCUGUGAGGCGACGUUCAACAGGAAGGACAAAGUGAAGCGACAUAUGCUCAUCCACGAACCUUUCAAGAAAUACAAGUGUCCCUUCAGGACUCAUGUUGGCUGCACCAAAGAAUUCAACCGACCAGACAAACUCAAAGCUCACAUCCUGUCUCAUUCUGGUAUAAAACCCUACAAGUGUCUAUUUUGUCAGAAGGCGUUCAGCCGCAGAGCUCACAUGCUCGAGCAUCAGCAGUCCCACACAGAUAACUACCGCUUCAGAUGCUCCACCUGCAACAAGGGAUUCACCCGGCAGAGCUAUUACAGAGACCACAAGUGUCCUGCAGCGGGGAACGGGACAGGAAGUGACGGAGGGGCCGGAGAGGCGGACGGAGACGAGGUGGCAGGAUUGCCGAUGGCGGAGGAGAAAGAUGGAGAGGAUGACGGGAGGAGAAGCAGGUUCACGAGAGAAGCAAAAAGGCCGGGGACAGGAGGAGACGACGGAGAGGAGGACGAAAGGUCAAAGGGCAGCCACGAGCAGGUGGAAAGACAUGAGGAGGAGGAGGAGGAGGGAGAGCGGAGGAGGAUUGAUGAGGGCUGUCAGGCUGCGAUGUCUAUCAUCACCAUCGAAGGACAGACAGAAAGAGAAGAAGAGGAGGAAGAGGAGGAGGAGGAGGAGGAGGAAGAAGAUGACGGGGUGGAACAUGGCGGCGAAGCGCUGGAGCAGAUUCAGAGCAAUGACCGAAACUGUUUGCAGCAGCCAUGUUUGUAGUUUUAAACAUCACCUUUGCGGGAGCGUUUCCUGGACGUGGACCAAUUAUCCAUCAUUUAAAAAAAAACAAUCAGAGUCUGGGGAAUGAUUUCAUUAUUUGUUUUAAAUUAAAACGCUAUUUAAAAUCAUAUGCACGCAUUUUACUUCUUUUCCUGUAAAUGAAGAUGAUUUUUGGGAUAUGUUACCUGGUAGAUCUGUGUUGCCAAGAUAACCAGUAAACCAUUUCCAUGUUCUGAAGUACAGAUUUUGUGCAACUUAAAGGACCAGUGUGUCGAGUUUAGGAGGGAUCUAUUGGCAGAAAUUAAAUAUAAUAUUCAGAACUAGGUUUUCAUUGGUGUAUAAUCACCUGAAACUAAGAGUUGUUGUGUUUUCGUUAGCUUAGAAUGAGCCCAUUCAUUUCUACGGAGGGAGCGGGUUUGCUUCCACGGAGCCCCCACCAUGUUGCACUGCCAUGUUUUCUACAGUAGCCCAGAAGGGACAAAACAAACACUGGCUCUAUAGGGGUCCUUUCACAUUUUUACAUUACCUUAAGGCCACUGUAGGUUCAAUUGGUUGCAAUCUGCAACCUCACCACUAGAUGUCACUAAAUCCUACACACUGCUCCUUCAAACCACAGAGGUCAAAACAACAACUUUAUGUAGCAAAAAGUGAAUUAUUAUUAUCAUUAAGUUUACUCGUGUCUCAAAGGUUAUUUGAACAGAAUGGUAAUGGCUUUAAUGGGGCAGAAAUAAGUGACUGCAGAUUGCCUUGAAAAGCUUCACUGUGUAACUGGUGCUAGAUGUCCUGAACGGUCCAUCUCAUCUUGUAACACCACUUUGUUCCUCAAGAGGCGAUAGUGAGUCACUGUAGUGCGAUAAACUUAUUAUAUAACUUACUAACAGAAUUUGAGGUACAGGUGAAACUGAUGAUCUCUCUCCAGGGCUCCUCACCCUGUGAUGACCUUAGUUUUCUUAACCGAUGCCCAUCCAUCCACUGUACCACAGCACAUGAUGUGAGCUGCAGGAAUAAAAGAAAGCACAAAUUACAAAUUAAUUCUUACAUACAGUAACAGCAUUGUGCCCAAUGGAAACUAUUUACAACAUUUUUACCAGGGAAACAGUCAAUGCCCAGUUUUUGCACUGCGUUCAUUUUAACUUUCUAUCUUGGUGUUGAAGAGUUUGUAAGACCUUUUUAAGGCCAUCGUGAAUGCAAUUUAAGAAUGUAAUUAAAAGAAAAGAAACAGAACAGUG